CAUAUUGAUAUUCAGUUCUUCUUAUCACUAGGUAGUUUUGUUUUUGAUAAAACAAGCCAAAGGUUUUCGCGCAAACUCAAGGGGCGGUCUCUAACUUCCUUUACAAGCGCGAAUUUGACGAAUACAGUGGUGCGUCAUCGUUCGUUCGGUGCAGGUCUGUCCUGGUACGUGCUAAAAAUACACAUCGCGUAUUAGUUGGGUGACUUUUUUUAUUAUUUCGUUAAAGAAAAUAAACUUUUCGGUGUGUUAAAGACAAUUAUUUCCAAACAAACAAUGAUUUCGUUAUCGAUUUUUAAAUGGAUCGUCAUUUUCACUACGAUUUUUGCAGGUGGUUUGGGAUUGAGAGAUGUCAACGUUAUCAUCCCUUUAUCGAUCGAAAGAGGAGACAAGGCAAUAAUGAAAUGUCUAUACGAUUUAGAAGGCGAAGCUUUGUAUGCCGUGAAAUGGUACAAAGGAGGAAAAGAAUUUUUUCGAUACGCCCCCAAAGAAACACCGUCGAUGAAGCAUUUUCCUAUAGCCGGGUUGAGGGUAAUCGAAUACGAAUCGAAUGCUACUCAAGUUGUUCUCGACAACGUUCAAUUGGAGAAUAGCGGGGAUUAUCUCUGUGAAGUUACCGCCGAUGGUCCCGGGUUUUAUACUAGAGAAGUUAACGGAGAACUACAAGUUGUUAUUUCACCGAGAGAAGACCCGAAAAUAACGAAAAUAAACACUAAAUACCGUCUGGGGGAAGCAUUAGUUGGACAAUGUACAUCAAAAGAUUCUAAACCAGCCGCGAAUUUAACAUGGUAUAUCAAUGGAAAGCCGGCCAAACAAAUCCACACAAGACAUCAAAAACCAAAAACGAAUGAAUUUGGAUUAGAAACUGCUGUUUCCAACAUCCGACAAAUUAUAGCCCCCGAGCUUUUCGCCGAAGGAAGAUUAAAAAUUAAAUGUUCCGCGAUAAUUUACGACGUUUAUCAUAGAAGUUUCGAGAUGAGUAUUGAGUUGGAUAAGCCGAAACCGAGAUAUGCCAUAACGAUGUCAACUCCGGCUACGAUGGGAUUCUCCGGAAGUAAUAUUCACGAAACUUAUCCUUAUAAUACAUUUAGAUUAAGCCCGAUUGAUGACGCAACAAUUCCAAGUAGAACGCCGAAACAUCCCUCAAAUUUAAUUUUAAUACUUUUCUUGUUAAUAUUGGUUUUACUUCGACGGUGAAAAGUGUUUUGGGUAGUGAUUAAUAAAUAAAAGUUGUGUAAUUAAUAAAGAAUUCUAUGUGAUAUAUAAAAAAAAAAGAAAAUAACGAAAUCCGCUGUUGUAUAUUCGAGAUGUAUAUGUGUGUAUAUAAUCCCCUGCUUUUUCCAACUGUAAAUUUUCUGUAUGAUAAACGAGAGGUUUUCCUAUUUUGGUGACAAGGCUGUGUUAAACACUAUUACGGAAUUAACCUUUAAGAAGAUUUAAGAAGAUUGUAACUUAGAGAGAAGCGUUAAAUUAAUUUUUUACGGAUUUGCUAGAUUUAAUAAUUCUCUUUGUAUAUUAAAUAAUUAAUCUUAUAACGAAGGUAUUUUAUGUUCAAAUUUCUUUUUAAUAAAAUAAGAAAUGUAGGUAAUUGAGUACUACUAAAUAAAAAUGAUAUUAAUUUGAGCUACUUGUACAGGUGAAAAUUUCAAUCCGAUGUGUUUUGCUAAUAAUGUUAAUGUAUAUUGUAAAGAAUCUAUAUAUACAUGGGAAUAAAAAUAUUUUAUAAUUGUGAA
Molecule: messenger RNA, 1730 nt
Organism: Onthophagus taurus
Lineage: Eukaryota; Metazoa; Arthropoda; Insecta; Coleoptera; Scarabaeidae
Product: fasciclin-3-like
Source: RefSeq, a predicted model, not a curated record